AUGGCUAAUCAUCGUCGAAAACUCAUGGAGGGCAAUAAAGUUUUAUUUGCCGCAAUAUUAUUUCUGGCUUUAUUGCAAUCUCUCAAUGCGGCCUCCGUGCAAUUUCCAAAAUUAGUCAAUGGAACAGCUGAGCCAGUCGAUGCCUCACGUUAUGAAUACGCAAUCGAUGGUAAGACCACCAUCAGUCGAACGGGUUUAGCUCAAAAGGACGGUCAGGAUAACGUUGAUCCGACUGCAGCGAAAUUCAAUAUGCCGACAAAGAACGGUGAUGGUUGUGCAGCAACAAAUCUAACGGCACUGACAUGGGCUCAUGCAGUCAAUAGCCAAAAGGAGCUAACGGAAGCUCUUAACAGUGACAUUGAUAUGAUUGAGGCCGAUAUUGUUAUGGGCAAGAUUAAUAAUACCGGUCCCGAUAUGCCUGUGAUGGCCCAUCCACCAGCCAACAAUUCCGACAUUUCGCUCGAAUCCUUUUUACAACAAAUUAAGAAAUACAAUGACGGCAACAAAGAGAAGAUGAAGGGUGUUAAAUUGGAUUUCAAAUCGAUUGAGGUGUUUGAAGGUGCUCUCAAAACCUUGGAAGACAAAAUACCCGAGAUGACCUAUCCGAUAUGGUUAAAUGCUGACAUCAUAAGUGGUCCCGUCAAUCAAAACAAUACCAUACCCGUUGAUCCACAACGUUUCUUCGCCGGCUCCUCCAAAUUCCCUCAAGCCGUCCUCUCAAUUGGUUGGACCACAAAAUGGUCAUCGGAUUUUAAUAAUGGUUCAUAUACAUCGCAAGAAAUCGAUGCCAUGAUUUUAGCCAUUAAAGCAAAUAAUAUAACCGAGACUGGGCAACCGAUAACAUUCCCUGUGCGGGCUGGUAUUGCUGCCAAUAGCCAAGAGGAGUUACAUGAUUUGGUGAAAGCAAUUAAUGGCACGAAUACUAGUACCCUUACCAUAUGGUCUUCACAAAACGAUUAUGUUGAUAUUGCCAAAUUGAGGGAGUUGAUAUUUUCAUUUGGUUUCGAUCGUGUCUACUUGGAUGUGCCCGAAGAGGUAUCAAGUCAAUUGGAUUUGGGACGUGAGGAUAAUGAAGACAGUGGAAGUGAGAAUGGUGGCCCGCAGGGCAAUGGUGCCGAGGGUAAUAACCAUGCCCUAACAUCUUUGGUUAACUUUAGUUUAAUAAGUGCUGGUCUUUAUUUGUUUAGUUUGUAUUUAGAGAAACUUCGACUUUAA
Musca vetustissima is the source of this 1215-nucleotide messenger RNA. RefSeq names its product protein FAM151B. NCBI's taxonomy places the organism in Eukaryota, Metazoa, Arthropoda, Insecta, Diptera, Muscidae. The coding region runs from base 1 to 1215 and encodes 404 amino acids. The record is from RefSeq and is a predicted model, not a curated record. The transcript is spliced from 4 exons.